AUGAAUGCCCUUGCUACCAAUCAACUGGGCUCAACUACUCUCCAAAGACAGGGAACUCGUCCUAGAAGAAUGAAAGGGAAGCGGAAAAUAUCCCCUAACAGCACUCAGGGGUGGACGCCACCAUCAAGCAACUCUCAGAACAGCGAUAACCUAUCUAAUGACUGUCGCCUGGGCCUAGUCUCGAUAGUCCAGGCCGUCCACAAUGCGAACGUACAAUAUAAAUCUAUUGUCGAUGAGUAUUUACGAUGGCGAAAUAAGUUACGGACCCGAUCUAGCUCCAAUCCAAACUCGACAAGAUUUAGCAACGAUGAUCUCCAAACAUUGGACGAAGUCAUGAAAGCCUACCUCUCAUUAGAUCAGUCUAUUGCUUGGCAACUGCUGGCAAACCUGGGCGACAAGUCUUAUAUCGAUAUAUGGAAGCGGGCGGCCGACAACAUGGCGUAUUUGAAGGGGCUAUGGAAACACCAGGCACCGAAACAUUUGGAAAAAGCAAGGAACCGAGCCGUCGAUCUUAAGAAUUGCCGAGUCACAGUAGAAAGUAGCUUUAAACUUGUCGAAAAGGAGCUUCGGGAUUCGGGGUUCGAUCAUUACUGCGAAGCUAUUCUCGCGAAGAAAGAUAUGCUCUUGAAGUAUGAGGAAGCAUAUCCCAUAUUACCAGAGCCUCGCCCAGCGUCAGAGAUUCGCCAGGAGUCACCACUUACAUUUCAGAUGUCGACGCUCAUUUUCAUCGUCUUCACGGCGGUGGCAUUAAGUUUCAUACCCAUGGGUAUGGCCUGGUCCAGAUCAACCAAUACACCAGGCUCUACCCAAGAUCCCGACUUCUAUUUGCAAAUCCAAAACAUGAUGUUGCAACUCUUAGGCCUCUCCACAGCCAUGCUCGUCGCCCAUCAGAGGUUAUCCGACAAUAAAACCGCUUGGAAUUAUGCUUGUUACUUUACUGUCGCCGGUGUUAUAUGCACCAUUCUUGCGGUACCGGUGUAUGCAUUUGUCUCGACUAUAUGGUCCUCCUUCGCAUCCUACCUCGCAACCGUUAUGCAGGUUGGGGCGACGCUCCAACUGGCUCUAAUCGCGAAAACCCCUAAGCAAAAACAGCUCUGA
Messenger RNA from Daldinia vernicosa, 1098 nucleotides. RefSeq lists its product as uncharacterized. The coding region runs from base 1 to 1098 and encodes 365 amino acids. The record is from RefSeq and is a predicted model, not a curated record. NCBI's taxonomy places the organism in Eukaryota, Fungi, Ascomycota, Sordariomycetes, Xylariales, Hypoxylaceae. The transcript is spliced from 2 exons.